Messenger RNA from Parasteatoda tepidariorum (common house spider), 4435 nucleotides. RefSeq names its product rho GTPase-activating protein 18. Gene Ontology annotation, cellular component: cytoplasm. Lineage: Eukaryota; Metazoa; Arthropoda; Arachnida; Araneae; Theridiidae. Gene Ontology annotation, biological process: regulation of small GTPase mediated signal transduction; signal transduction; regulation of actin filament polymerization. The record is from RefSeq and is a predicted model, not a curated record. Gene Ontology annotation, molecular function: GTPase activator activity.
AUUUCAGCUGACAUUAACGAUAUCUCAGGUUUUUCGUUUAUGCGCGUAUCGUGACACUUGAUUAACACCUUCAACACAAAGCCCAGCAGACUUUUGGAUUACGACACUGCUUAAUAUCAUCGCUUUUGUCCGAUAAAAUUUUCCGAUAAGAUAUUCAACCCUUGGAGGCACGACAGAACAUAUUUCUUGGUUUCUUUAUUACUUUUUAUUUCAAACAAGGGAUUCUCCUGCUCCUAAAAUCAUUCAAUCGUGCCAAAUAAUCAUGUUUGGCGAUCAACGAUUUUCGAAAGGACUUUACACGCGUUGAAAUCGUGACCAGUCAAGUUGAGUUGUCAUCCUCCUGAAUUCUUGUUGUUUGAAUGAGCUUGAAUAAAUUUUUUUUUGCUUGACACAUCGGCUCAAACUAACUUACAGAAACGGCGUCCCUGAACGUUAAGGGUUUUCGGGGCAUGGAUUCCAGGGAGCGCUUGAACAGGCUCAGUGAGAGUGGUGGAAUCAGUGUGCCUCUGGAAGAUUAUUGGAAAGAGUUCAACAGUUUUGACGAUGGAGUUCAGCAAGACGAGGACGAGGAAGAUAUUUCUAAGACCCCCGACGAAGGUGAAGCGGAAGAGGAAUGGUUGCGGGAAGCUGGUUUCGAAAACCUUGUCGAUUCAGAGCUUACAGAACAAGACCAAGCUGAUUACUAUGAAGAUAUUUUGGCAACUUUGACGCCUCGUCAAAUCGCCGUAGUCAAAAAACGUUUAGAUACUGUCCAAAGAUCUAAGAAAAGACGUGUGCCACGAACUCGUCAGAGAGCCGACGUCAGAGAUUUGUUCAAUCCUGCUUCAGUAUCUCCUCCUGAGUCCCUGCAGACACUUAACUCGGAACCACUUUCACUGAAUUACUCUGUGGACGGCACUAAUUCAGUGUCAAGUGCCCCGUCAACUGAGAGAUGGUCUCGAAAGAAUACAUCUUCGGUCAAAAACGACGAGCAUCAGUCACCUCCUCAACAUUCUAAGUCAAAUACAAGAGCUCUGCCGCCAUUACCAUUCCUUCGAACCGGUCAUACUGGAGGUUUCAGUCUUAGAGAUCACUCCAGAGGAAUAGAUUGUGAAAGUCCAACUAGUGUUGAAGUUUUAAGAUAUGAAACUCGUACUUCAACCAUUCAAGACAAAGAUUAUAAUAGCCUGAGUAGUAUAAGUAGUAUUAAUACAGAUUCAUUGUCCUUGGAAGCAGGCUUCCAAGAAAUUUCUACUAGAAUGAACUCUGCCAACGAUCAAACGGAUAUUGAUAAAGAUUUGGCGUCUUUCCAAAGAAAUUCCAAUGUACAAAUGGCUGAUUUAAGUGAGACUGAUCGAAAUCUUGUGAGAUCUUUAGCUAUCAUCGAAGUGGCAGCUCUCCUCGACACCUAUGGUUUGGUUCCUAGCAGAAGACGGAAACCAAAUAGAAAGAAAGGAAAAGAUAAUGUAGCUUUCGGAGCUUCCUUAAGUUCUUUGCUUGAUCUCGACAAAAGAAGGUGUCCAGGUCUCAAAGUUCCUCUUAUUUUCCAAUGGAUUUUGCAUCAUCUCCAUAGCAAUGGCUUAAGGGAAGAAGGAUUGAUGAGACUUGCUGGUUCAGUUCAAAAAAUUCAAGCAUUAAAAGCUGAAAUCGAACGCAGUUAUGUGACGUCACCAAUGCUAGUGGAGAAUCUCAUUCGCCAGUCCUCUGUUCAUGAUGUCAGCGUUUUGUUAAAACAACUAGUAAGGCAAUUGCCCGAGCCACUUCUCACAAAUAGUCAUAUGGAUGCAUUCCUACUAGUGCCAAAUAUACCAAAUGUCCAAGAUCAAAUGAAUGCUUUAAACUUGCUGAUGUUAGCAUUACCCGACCCCCAUAGAGAACUUCUUCAGGAGCUCCUCUAUUUCUUGACCAAAGUAAUUGAAGAGGAAGACAGCAAUCGAAUGUCACUGAGCAAUGUGGCGAUGAUCGUUGCUCCAAAUCUGUUUCCUCCUCCGAGACUUAAGAAAGGACAUCACAAAAGCAAUGAUUUGGCAACAGAAGUAACAGUUGCAGCAUUGUCCUCCAAAGUCACGCAACUAAUCAUUAAAUAUAGCAAUUUCCUUGGAGUUGUACCUCCUGAGCUAUUAGCUCAAGCAAGGCUUCAAAAUCGACGCUCGGCCAACAAACAUGCAAAGCGAGUGGGCCGGAAAUCUAAAGGAGACAAGCUGAAAAAUAUUAAGGAUGAUUUUUUAUCCAAUAGUAGCUCUGUGAUCCGGGUUCAAAUUUCGUCAUUGCGUCAUCCAAAUAGUGUUGCAAUUCCAGUUACAGAUAAAACUACGGCAGGGGACGUUGUUGAGAAGGUAGCUGAAGCAAUUGACCAAAUAAUUGAUCCACGUCAUCAAACAGUAUCACACUUGGACCAACAGGAGAACAGAGCUUUUUUGCAGAGACCUAGAACCACAUCGGAACCUAUAGUGAUACGACAAAGGUGUCUUAUUAGCUCAAAGAAAUCCAGUGAGAAUUUAAAAGACCAUUAUUUAUACAUCAUUAGAGAAAAUGUCGGAGAAAGAAGAUUAGAUCAUAACAUGAAUAUUUCGAGCGUAACCGGUCACGGAGCAGGCAGAUUUGCAACCGGUUCAACUUGGGAAAUUCGAUGCCACCAUUGAAAUUUCAAAAAUAUAUAAACGAUAGAAACAAUUUUAUCGUUUGUUCCAAGUGCUUUGCCGAUUUCUUUACACUUCAUCGAUAUAAAUAUUUUAAAACUGAAUAAAGACUCACUAUGAAAGAAGACAACAAAUUAAUGCAAACACUACAGUGUUAAUAUAACGGGAACAGAUAUUUCGUUUCGCAGGAAAAUCAUUAUAAAUUUGGAAAACUGUAACCGAUAAUUAUUGUUCUUUACAAAACGUUCAUAUGUCUGUAUUCUUAUAAGGUUUCUGAUAGUUCACGAAAAAAGCUUUGAAUACUUACAUAAUAAAAAUAAACUAACUAUUGUUAAUUGAAAAAAAUUAAAAACAAUUUUCUAUAUUUUAUUCAGAAACUAUACAUUUAAUUAAGUUUCUUGACGAUUACAUAAGCAAAUGUCAUGAGAUUUUAAAAAUACACACAGUUUGAUUUUAUGUAUUGAUUUCCAUAUUACAGGACUAAAAAAUGGAAUCCCUUGUAUAUAUGUAAACUAUCCUUCCUUUAGCAGCGAAUGUUUUAGAAGAUUUUACUUGUCAAAACCGUUGCCACAAAUUGAAAGAUAACGCUUGAAGCUUUUAGAAUUGUGCCAUUUUUUAAGCAUGCAUAAUUCAGAUCGAUCUAAGUGAAGAGAGAAAGUUUAUAUCUUCUUUCUUGCUUUAAUUCCAGCAAUUUUGAAAUCGAUCUAUAUGAUAUUUACAUAAGAAUAAUUUUAGCUCAUACUAUACCGUAUGCUUAUUCUGAUCGAUGUAAAGUUUGCAAGAGUAAAUGGAACACCAUUUCUAAAAGCUUUAAGCAUGAUCUUUCAAAUCGUAUCAAUAGUUUUGCCAUGUAAAAUUUUCCAAAACAAUUGCCGCUAAAAGGAAGAUUAUUUACAUAAGGAUAAUACAAAAUUGUUCACAUUAUUUUGCCCUGUACUUACAUAAGAAUAAGAUAUUUACAUAAGAAUAAUUUUAGCUCAUACUAUACCGUAUGCUUAUUCUGAUUGAUGUAAAUUUUUCAACAAUAAAUGGAACACCAUAUCUUCAAAGCUUUAAGCAUGAUCUUUGAAAUCGUGUCAAUAGUUUUGUCAUGUAAAAUUUUCCAAAACAUUUGCCGCUAAAAGAAAGAUUGUUUACCUAGAGUUAAUACAGAAAUGUUGACGCUAUUGAUCAAAGCUGAACACAGACAUAUUUAGCAUACAUUUUUUUUUACAUAUUCAUGACAUCAUUGCUGAAAACUUUUCUUACUGCGCUAAAUUUGUCCUACAAUUAAAAAGUUAACAGCUUCAUGUUUUGCAGCCAUAGCAAAUACCAUCCCAUAACGUUAACAUACUAGUGUUUGCAUUAUACAAGCGUAUGACUUAAAUAUUGAAUUAACUAUGCAUCUAGUUACAACGAAAAUAUAUAUUGCUCCCUGAUAACUCACUGAUAAUACUGUUUAAUCAGAUUUCAUUCUUCUACUUGAACCCUUUGAGGAAUGGACACAUGUUAUAAACAUAAAAACGAUAUACAUAUAUAUAUAUAAAUGUAGAAACUUUAGUGAACCCUAGUUUAAAGAUUGUUAUUGCUGCGAAAUUUAUUAGGCAAAUGUGAUUUUAUGUAUUGCCUACAAGUACUACUAGUGUGCUGUGCAAUGAACUGUCACCAUACUCCACAUUCCAAUUGUGUAUUUGAAAAUUAAUUUAAUCAGAUUUUUUGUGUAAUUGUGAAAUAUUUAUGCAAUGUUUCUUGUAUGUUUCUUGAAAACUCAUAUCUUUGAACUGUGUUUUAAAUGCAUACUUUUCGAGAAUAAAAUAUUAAAAAGUUUUUCUGUUUAA